Cokeromyces recurvatus is the source of this 525-nucleotide messenger RNA. RefSeq names its product Pre-rRNA-processing protein TSR2-domain-containing protein. NCBI's taxonomy places the organism in Eukaryota, Fungi, Mucoromycota, Mucoromycetes, Mucorales, Mucoraceae. Gene Ontology annotation, biological process: maturation of SSU-rRNA from tricistronic rRNA transcript (SSU-rRNA, 5.8S rRNA, LSU-rRNA). The record is from RefSeq and is a predicted model, not a curated record. Bases 1 to 525 code for a protein of 174 amino acids. Gene Ontology annotation, cellular component: nucleus. The transcript is spliced from 3 exons.
AUGGCAGAACAUCCCAAUAAAGUUGCAUUUGAAGAAGGUGCAAGUUAUAUUUUUCAUAAUUGGACAGCAUUGAAACUUGCAGUGGAACAAGAAUGGGGAGGCAUUGAUUCAGCGGAGAAAAGAGAAUGGUUGAUCGAUGUCAUUGUUGAUUAUUUUGGAAAACGUGGUAAAAAGAUUGAUAUCGAAGAUAUUGAAGAUAUCUUGAUUCAAGUCAUGAAUGAUGAGUUCAAUACAACACUCGAAGACGAUUCACCUUAUUUAGUUGCCAAACAUUUGGUUACUCUGUUUAAUCAAUGUAUUCAAGGUAACUAUUCUGAGGUUGAACGUCUUCGUGAAAAAAAUAAGUCACAAAACUCGUAUGUAGCUGCCUCAAGCUGCGUGAAACAAGGAGAUGAUGAUAGUGAAGACGACGAUGAUGAUGAUAAUACCGAUGAUCAACCAGAAGAUGAAGAUGAACCAAUGGAAGAAACUUCAAAGGAACCUCUUGUAGAUGAAGACGGUUGGGAAAUUGUCCGUCGUAAAUAA